AUGGUUGUCUGUGCUGAUAAUGAUGACUUGUUUGAAGGUCCAGAAAAUGAAAAUUCAUUUUAUACAUUAAUUGAUGAUAGUGAAAGUGAAACAUCAGCCAACAGCAAUUAUUUGGAAGAAAUAAAGAUAUUAAAUUUGUUAUUACAAGAUAAUA
Molecule: messenger RNA, 154 nt
Organism: Entrophospora candida
Lineage: Eukaryota; Fungi; Glomeromycota; Glomeromycetes; Entrophosporales; Entrophosporaceae
Source: the annotation of a GenBank genome assembly